Hirsutella rhossiliensis is the source of this 1254-nucleotide messenger RNA. RefSeq names its product dnaJ domain-containing protein. Gene Ontology annotation, molecular function: Hsp70 protein binding. The transcript has 3 exons. Bases 1 to 1254 code for a protein of 417 amino acids. Gene Ontology annotation, cellular component: cytoplasm. Lineage: Eukaryota; Fungi; Ascomycota; Sordariomycetes; Hypocreales; Ophiocordycipitaceae. Gene Ontology annotation, biological process: protein refolding. The record is from RefSeq and is a predicted model, not a curated record.
AUGCUGGUCCACCGGCUCAGCUUGCUCCUCGUCGUCGCGCUGGUCGGGCUGGUGACUUGUGCCGAGGACUACUACAAUGUCUUGGGAGUGGGCAAAGAUGCCUCGGAUCGCGAGUUGAAGUCGGCCUACCGGAAACUCUCCAAGAGACAUCAUCCUGACAAGAACCCCAACGACAAGGAGUCGCACGACAAGUUCGUCGAGGUCGCCGACGCCUACAACGUCCUGAGCGACUCGGAGUUGCGCCAAGUCUACGACCGCUACGGCCACGACGGCGUCAAGUCGCACCGGCAAGGCGGCGGGGGCGGGGCCGACCAGCAGGAUCCCUUCGACCUCUUCAGCCGCUUCUUCGGCGGCCACGGCCACUUCUCGUCGCGCGAGCCGCGCGGGCACAACGUCGAGGUGCGCGUCGAGGUGACGCUGCGCGAAUUCUACAUGGGCAUCGCCACCGAGUUCCGCUGGGACAAGCAGCACAUCUGCGAGACGUGCGGCGGCUCCGGCAGCGCCGACGGCCAUGUCGACACGUGCGAGACGUGCGCCGGCCGCGGCGUGCGCAUCGUCAAGCAGCAGCUGGCCCCGGGAAUGUUCCAGCAGAUGCAGAUGCGCUGCGACGCGUGCGGCGGCCGCGGGAAGACUGUCCGCACCAAAUGCCCUGCGUGCCAGGGCGCGCGUGUCGAGCGCAAGUCGACGCCCGUCAGCCUCAACGUCGGCCGCGGCGUGGCGCGCGAUGCCCGUGUCGUCUUCGAGAACGAGGCCGACCAGAGCCCCGACUGGGUGGCUGGCGACCUGCUCGUCACGCUCGUUGAAAAGACCCCCUCGCUCGACAACAACCCGGACGGCGUCGACGGCGUCUUCUUCCGCCGCAAGGGCGACGAUCUGUACUGGACAGAGGUGCUGUCUCUGCGCGAGGCUUGGAUGGGCGACUGGUCGCGCAACCUGACGCACCUCGACGCCCGCGUCGUCCGCCUCGGCCGGCCGCGCGGCCAAGUUGUGCACCCGGGCCACGUCGAGACGGUCGCCGGCGAGGGCAUGCCGUUGUACCGCGAGGACAACGACGACGGCGGCGGCGGCGAGCUCAAGUUCGGCAACUUGUACGUCACAUACGAGGUGGUGCUGCCGGACCAGAUGGACUCGGCCAUGGAAAAGGACUUUUGGGCCCUGUGGGAAAAGUGGCGCGCGAAAAAGGGCGUCGACUUGCAAAAGGACAGCGGCCGCCCAGACCCUCCGCCGCCCUCGCCGCCACGGGACGAGUUAUGA